GUGACGUCCCAGGGGGGCGGAGGACGGCGCGCUGGCUCCGCGCCCUCCCCGCCUCCACCGGGUGCCCCGUCCGUCGGUCCUCGGGAGAUGCUGCUGCCGCCUUUGCAUUUGCCGUGCACGCCGCUACGGGUCCGUCCUCUCCACCGCCGUGGCGCCGCGGUGUCCGAGGGCGCACCCGGGCCGGGGCCAUGCAGCCGGGAGCCGCGUUGCAGGCCAUGCUGUUGGCCGCGCUGCUGGCGGGGCCCCGGGGUACCACCGGUCGCCUGCUAAGCGGGCAGCCAGUGUGCCGGGGAGGGACACAGAGGCCUUGUUAUAAAGUCGUUUACUUCCACGAUGCUUCUCGAAGACUGAACUUUGAGGAAGCCAACGCAGCCUGCAGGAGGGAUGGGGGCCAGCUAGUCAGCAUUGAGUCUGAGGAUGAACAGAGACUGAUAGAAAAGUUCAUUGAAAACCUCUUGGCGUCUGAUGGUGAUUUCUGGAUUGGGCUCAGGAGGCACGAGGAGAAGCAAAGCAAUAGCACAGCCUGCCAGGACCUUUAUGUGUGGACGGAUGGCAGCACGGCAACAUUCAGGAACUGGUAUGUGGAUGAGCCUUCGUGCGGCAGCGAGGUCUGCGUGGUCAUGUACCAUCAGCCAUCCGCACCUGCUGGCGUCGGGGGCCCCUACACGUUCCAGUGGAAUGAUGACCGAUGCAACAUGAAGAACAAUUUCAUUUGCAAAUAUUCCAAUGAGAAACCAACAGCUCCUUCUACAAAGCCUGGAGAUGAAAGAACAGGGCCAGCAACACCCAUGCUUCCGGAAGACACGGGGAAAGAAGAUGCCAGAGAGACAUUUAAAGGAAAUGACGAAGCUGCCUUGAAUCUUGCUUACCUUCUGAUCCCCAGCACCGUCCUUCUUCUUGUGGUCAUCAUGGUUGUGUUUUGGGUUUGGAUCUAUAGAAGGAGGAAACGGGAGCAGCCAGGCCCCAGCACAAAGGAGCAGCACACCCUCUGGCCCUCUCCUCACCACGGGGACUGCCCAGACCCAGAGGUUUACAACAUCAUCCGAAAACAAAGUGAAGCCGAUUUAGCUGAGACCCGGCCAGACCUGAAGAACAUUUCAUUCCGAGUGUGUUUGGGUGAAGUCGCUCCCGAUGACGUGUCUUGUGACUAUGACAACAUAACUGUGAACCCCUCCGAAAGUGGAUUAGUGACUCUGGAGAGCAUGGAGAGUGGCUUUGUGACCAAUGACAUUUACGAGUUCUCCCUGGACCGAACGGGGAGGAGCAAGGAGUCUGGGUGGGUGGAAAAUGAAAUCUAUGGUUAUUAGGACACAUGAGAAACGCUUGAGCAAACGGGAACAGGGAAGAAAAGAGGCAGCUUCUCCUGUUUUCUACGAGGAAAAGACUCAGAAUGUCUAUGAAAAUGCUCAGAUCAGGUCGUGGGGUGAGCCUGUGAUCUCCAUUAGGCCCUGUUGGAUCCCUAAGUUUGGCCAUAUCCCUUAUCCCAGCUUCUCACCCAGAUCAAGCUUAUGAGAAAGCACCUUGCCCGCGGUCAGGCAUGUAGUAGAAAAUAAAUAUCAAUUGAUGGGUUAUUUCUGACUUGCAAGGGACUGUGCUUUCCUUGGCAGGGAUAAGGUUGUGGCUGCGGGACUUGGGAAACCCACCUCUAGGUUCCAUUUUUCUUACUCUGUACAGCAGCACGUAUAAUUACAAAGAGACAGAAAUUACAGAAUCUUUGCAAAGCCCACGUCCUCUGGCAUCAGGCGGGCCCGUGCAUCAGCGAUUCUUAGAUGUGUUUUUUUUUUUUUUUUCAAAGAAUCAAAUCAAAUCAAAAGCAGGAAGCAGAAUGUUAGUCUGUCUGUGUCUACAGCCCUUCCUCUGCAUGUGGCCUCAGGGGACCUCUUUUUCUUUCUCCUCACAUCCAAACUUGGAAAUAUCCAACUUGGAAAUACUUUACAAACUGGAACUGAAAUCCGAGUCUCGGCUUCCAGGCGUAUUUGCGUGCCCAGCCCUGAUAGUGCUGUUUAUUCUGCUUGCGUGUUCGUUCUACUGAAGCAUCAACACAAUAUUGCUGAUAAUGGUAAUGAUUCUUCCUUUUUGCUGUAGGGACCUAUUUCAGGUACUUUUGGACUCAUAUCCACAGAAAAGUUUCUUGGCCUAAUACCUGUUGUUUACACGUUGAAGGUCUGAGGGCUCUUAUUUAAUAUCACCAGCAAAGCCCUGCUGUCUUGUUAUUUUAAGCUUUCCUCAUAUAUCUUAUUUUUUCAUAGUUUGUCACUUUGCCUCCCGAGCCCCGAACUAGACAGCGUUAACUGGUCUGGGUCAGAGCAGUACCACGUGCAGUGGAUUGUAAUCACCGCCCAAUUACCCGCCCCACUGGGGCAGAGAGCAGGGUGGACGACAAACUCGUCACUUAAGCCUGCUUCCAGGAAGUGUAUUUUGUGGACUUACAACAUUUUUUUUAAAGAUUUUAUUUAUUUAUUUGACAGAGAGAGAGAGAGAGAGUACAAGCAGCGGGAGCAGCAGAGGGAGAGGGAGAAGCAGGCUCCCCACUGAGUGGGGCUGGAUCCCAGAACCCAGAGAUCAUGACCUGAGCUGAAGGCUGACACUUAACCAACUGAGCCACCCAGGCGCCCUGACUUAAAACACUUAAAGCAAAAAGAGUGACCUCAUGGUCUGAAGGAUUGGGUCGUUGCUCCAAAACAUCGAAGUUCCCAUUUUGCUUCAGAUGUCCUGGCUCUAUAAUCUCUCCUUUCAUCCCCCUCUGCCGCCCUCCUUGGGCCCCUAUGAGGCUGCACCUCCAACAGGGUAGGGAUCCUAUGUGCCCUGUCAGCAUCGUACCUCCUACACCCCAGACCGCACCUGGCACAGAGUAGACAGUAUUUGUUGAAUGCAUGAACACUUAAUUUUUCAGAUCGAUGUAGAGUAGUAUAUAUAUACAUAUAAAUAUAUAUAUCAGCCUAAAAGUUUGUAGCACCCGUCAUUCACACCCUGCCUGAGUUGGGGAGGUCAGUGGGUUAUUUUAGUUUAAAAGGCAUUCCUUUCGCCUAGGAAGAAGGAAGCGCGUAACAAACAGAAGCUGAAUUGUGUUAACAACUUACUUUAUGUUGCUGAAGCUGGUAACCAAAGCGUUAAUGGGACUAAGAAGAACAGCUGCAACUUUUUACCCAGGCCCCUUUUAUUUGCCUUUAAAUUUCCCUGACUCUUGACUCUCCUUUGGGGGGAGGUAGAGUUGAGGCUUGUCUGUUGGGCUCCUCAUCUGGUCGCCUCUCAGAGAAGCCCUUUCCUCACGGCUUACUCGAUGUCUCAGUGUUAGCUGUGCAUCAGACACACAAACUUGGGUUUGGGUACAAAGUUGGCAAACCAGCUAGGAGCUCCUUGCUCAUGGUUCAUCAGUAAGGGAAGUCUGGUGACCGUCCAAGCGGCUGCCUAGGCUCUUGGUCCCAGGGACGAUCACAGGGGCCCCACCCCACCUGGGUACCGCCAACCUUCGGCACCAAAUAUAACUCCUGCAGCAAAGAACUAGUUUGGGGGUUUGGUUUGGACGGACAUCUCUUGGUGAGUACUUCAUGUGCAAUGGCUCGUGACCUUGUUUCUUCUGUUUGGUUCAUUCGGUGAAGCUCUGGCUUUUGGGGAGGAACCGAUGCUUACUACUGGUACCCAGGACUUCAUUUGGUUUGUUUGUUGUUGCAAUUUUUGGUAUCUUUGAACAAAACUAGCCGUGUUCCAAUUGGGAUAUGGGAAAUGACCAUUUGAUCCCCAUAUGCAGCCCUUUGGGUUGUAUUCUCUAAAAUUGGGUAAUUUUUUUUUUUUUGCAACACUGCUUGGCCGCAGUAUUUGUUAGACUCCUAAGAAAAAUGACCAAUUAAUGGAUCUAUAAAUUAUAAUCUCAUCUUACAAUGGAUUUGUUUUGUAAAAAGAUUAUAUUUGGAAAUUGGGCCUUUAAGAUUUUGUUUGCAUCAUGUUUGUGUAUUUGUAUGUGCGUCCAUGUAUGUUGUAAACGUGAGCUGUUUUCUCUCUCUCUGGAUGGUAUCGCUAAAUUUCAUUUAGUUGGCUUAAAGGCAAACACUUAUAAUAAUUGGGCAUUCUAAAACUCAGAAAAAUUGUAACUAACCCAAACAUCUUUCAAGUUUAUGUGAUCUGGGAAAAUGUUUGAUAUUGAAGCUAAUUUCAGGUUGUUGGGUUUAUUAAAAUGGACCUGUCUUUAGAGUUGUUGGCAUUAGAUGUACAGUUUCUGUUCUACCUGUGUUUACUGGAAGUCAG
Molecule: messenger RNA, 4242 nt
Organism: Zalophus californianus (California sea lion)
Lineage: Eukaryota; Metazoa; Chordata; Mammalia; Carnivora; Otariidae
Gene: LAYN
Product: layilin
Exons: 7
Coding region: 189-1307 (372 amino acids)
Molecular function (GO): hyaluronic acid binding
Source: RefSeq, a predicted model, not a curated record